Molecule: messenger RNA, 2001 nt
Organism: Hyaloscypha bicolor E
Lineage: Eukaryota; Fungi; Ascomycota; Leotiomycetes; Helotiales; Hyaloscyphaceae
Product: WD40 repeat-like protein
Exons: 3
Coding region: 1-2001 (666 amino acids)
Molecular function (GO): protein binding
Source: RefSeq, a predicted model, not a curated record
AUGGCGGGGUUUGCUCUCGAUGACGAUGAUCGGGGAUCCAACGCGAGCUCAGACAAUGAGCAGGAUGAGUUGAUGGACGAUGCAGACGAUAUAGAACCUGAAGUAGAUCAAGAUGCUGAUGCUGAGGGCGAUGGGGAUGACGACGAGAACGAGGAGGAUAAUGGCGACGAGGACCAGGAUGGGGAAGAGGAAGACGAUUCCACCGAGCAACCACUCUCGCAGAUUCGAAGACCCAUCCUCCCAAGCACGAAUACAAGCUCCGAUAAUACAACGACCCUCAGUCAAGUCAAUGGCGCAGGGCCUACAUCACAUCCCCGACCUACCUUAACACGGACCUCCGCCUCCCCUCGACAGCCUUCUGCCCCUCUGCAAUCGCCUAAGGUCCGCUUCGAAGUUCGCCCAGAAGCUCUCACGGCGUCGACGUAUGAUAUAGUACCUACAAUGGCGGCGCCGCAAAGCACAUCCAUCAAUGCAAUUACGGCGACUCCAGACAUGAGAUAUUGGUUCAGCGGGGGGUCGGAUUGUUAUAUUCGCAAAUACGAUGGAGUAGCAACCGUCAAUGGGAAGACUCUCUUGACUGUUGCUCAACGGCAUCCUUUUGUCGACAGUGUAGUGAAGGCUGGGGUUCUGAUGAGCUAUUGGGACAACGAGGAGCCAGCUCCAAAAACCCCAGCGGAGGACCCUGCACUUUCACCCGUUUACUCGUUAGCGGUACAAUCACAAGCUCUUUGGAUGCUCUCUGGGCUGGAAUCUGGAUGCAUCAAUUUAUACUCGGUACGACACGAUGAGGGAAAGCGAAUAGCAUAUAUGCAGAAGCACAAGUCCGCAGUUUCGGUUCUUACUUUGGCUCAAGACGAGAAAUCAGUAUUGUCCGGAAGUUGGGAUAAGAAUGUCUUCGAUUGGGAUCUGAAUACAGGACAAGUCAAGAGGUCUUUCGAGGGCAGCGGUGGUCAGAUAUCGGCCAUCGAAAUCCGCCCUGCGUCGAGUCUCCCGGUUCCCGAGGAAUCUGGUGAACCCGUUCAGACAAACGGAACUUUCUCGAGCAACAACGGAGCCAAGCCUCUUACGAAUGGAGUAAAUGGGCCUGCAAACGGUGUUGCCGAAGAGGGCAACGAAGAUGCUCCAGGAUCGCCGACUGACUCGUUGUUUGGGGGUGGGAGCGACAACAAUUCAUUAUUUGGAGAGACAGCCGGGGAUGGAGCUCCCUCUGGAGGGGUUUUCGGGGACGAAGAUGACGAGUUCUCAAGGGCGAUCGAGUCUAGUCUUGAAAAUCAGGACCACAUGGACUCACAAGGAGACCUCACCAUGGAAGAUGCUCCUGGCUCGCAAAGUGCGCCGGCACCAGCAGUUCAGCAAACAGCAAUCCAGCAGAAUGGAGUAAAGAUUGAGGAAUUGUUACAAGUUAAUGGAGUCUCUCACCCAGAAAAACCUCCUGAAACCACAUCAACAGCAAUCGUAGCUGAAACUCAGGACGCCAUCGCAACAUCAGACUCGACUUUCCUGGCUGCUUCCAUCGAUGGUCCACUGCAGAUCUGGGAUAGAAGACAACCGAAUCCAGUGGCAAGAAUACCAACCCGAACGGGAGUACCGCCUUGGUGUAUGGCUGCUUGCUGGUCUCCUGAUGGAAAUUUCAUCUAUGCUGGACGAAGAAACGGCACGGUCGAGGAAUUCAGCUUGCAUAAAGGGCUAAAGAAUGCGGAGAGGACAUUUAAGUUCCCGCAAGGAAGUGGAGCUGUCAGCGCUGUUCGGGCCAUGCCGAAUGGGCGGCAUUUGAUUUGCGCAUCGCAUGAUAUUCUUCGUCUUUACGACUUGAAAGAGCCGCAAGCCUUCAAGCAUUCGACUGUACCCUUCCUCAUCGUUCCUGGACCGCCAAGAGCUGGGGUGAUCAGUGCUUUGCAUAUUGAUCCAACGUGCAAAUACAUGCUGAGUGCAGCCGGAAACCGAGGUUGGGAAGGAAGCAGCACUGAAGUUUUGAUUGGUUAUGAGAUUGGCACGUCUUGA